AUGCCCCGAAAUUAUGUUAGAAAAUCUCUACGUGCAACCUGUUACACUGCUGAUGAUGUGCUUCGAGCUAUUGAGAAAAUUGAAAGGAAGGAGUUAACUCUAUUUGGAGCAGCUAAGACAUAUAAUAUACCGCUUUCAACUCUACACAAUAAGUUGUAUAAGAAAACGGGCAAUAAAAGCAAAACGUUGGGUCGGGCUCCUAUCCUUUCCUAUGAAAUUGAAGAGCAAUUAGCAAACGGCCUAAAGACUUUGGAAAAAUGGGGGUUUGGCCUAUCCAGAAACGAAGUUAUUACACUUGUGUCAAAGUAUAUUCGCCUUAAUAAUAUAUCAACCCCAUUUAAAGACGGUGUUCCUGGACCAGAUUGGUUUACAAGUUUUCGUAACCGCCAUGGCCUUUCUCUCAAGAAAGCUCAACCUGUUGAACACGCCAGAAAAGUGAACACUGAUCCAUUUAGCAUAAAUGAGUACUUUGAACUUUUACAGGCAACUUUAAAAAAAUUAAAUUUGGAGCAAAUGCCUUCACAAAUCUGGAAUUUGGAUGAAACAUCAGUAAGCUUUGACCCCUCGAAGACAAAAGUAGUAGGAAAGAAGGGAGUUCCGUCCUCCAGAACCACACAUGGGACUGGUAAAGACAACACAACCGUGUUAACGGCCGUUAAUGCGGAUGGAGUGAAAAUUAGUCCUUUAAUUAUAUUUAAAGGGAAAUUUGUGUGGGAUUCAUGGAUGGCUAAUACUGACAAAAAAUAUAAUUUUGAAUUGUCCUAUGCUGCAAGUCCAAACGGAUGGAUAGACUCGAAUAUAUUUCUGAAUUAUUUAGAAAAAGUAUUUAUUCCAGCACUUGGGAAAGACCGACCUGUCUUGCUUAUAUAUGACGGACACAAUUCCCACGUCAACUUAAAUGUUGUGGAAUUGGCCCUUAAAAACAAUAUCACAAUAUUGAAACUACCACCACACACGUCCCAUCUUCUGCAACCGUUGGAUGUUGCUGUGUUUAAAUCUUUUAAAAGUAGAUGGGAUGCUAAAUUGGUAGAAUGGCAAAGAAAAAACACGGGAGUGAAACUGCCAAAAAAGAUAUUUUCCGAACUAGUUGCUGAAAUUUGGAACGAUACCGAACCCCGAGUAAUAAUGAACGGAUUUAGAAAAGCGGGUAUAUAUCCCUUUAACUCUAACGUGAUCCCUACUGAUAAGUAUGAUCCAGGAGCAUACAAACGCUGGCAAGAAGUUAAAAAAAAUAAACCUUGUCCUCUAGAGGAACAGUCUUCGUGUCCUCUACCAGACGAUCGACCACAACAUUCACCGCCACUCCACGAAAAUGCCCAUCUUUCGCAGCAAGAUCGCAAAGUAGAGAUGCACUAA
This is a messenger RNA of Cydia splendana, 1356 nucleotides long. RefSeq names its product jerky protein homolog-like. Gene Ontology annotation, cellular component: nucleus. Bases 1 to 1356 code for a protein of 451 amino acids. The transcript has 2 exons. Lineage: Eukaryota; Metazoa; Arthropoda; Insecta; Lepidoptera; Tortricidae. The record is from RefSeq and is a predicted model, not a curated record. Gene Ontology annotation, molecular function: DNA binding.